AUGAAAUAUCGAGCUAAAAAACGAUCGGACAUUCGUGGUCACUUCAAGCAACGUGAUAUUCCCGAUCUUACGAGCGUUAACCGUAGUGAGGAAAGGAAACUGAAAAGUGAUCGCUAUAAAGUCGGACGUCUCAAGACUGCAGCCUAUGCGAUUGCUUCAAUCUCGACAUUUUUCAUCGUCGCCAGUUUCGUGCUCAAAGCGAUUGGCUUAUCGGAUAUCGGUUGGAAUUGGGAAUUGCUCUUUUUGGUGGUGGAUUCUGUGGCUGUUGUUUGUUUACUGCAAGGAUUAUGGCAAGAAAAAGCUGCACUCUUGCAGCCUUUCGUUGUUUUGAAUAUCAUCACAAUAUCGUUCCUUAUUCUGCUGACACUAUUCUUCGCAACAGCCGUCCUGAACGCACAUUCGUAUGCAGGUGAAUAUGUGGAAAUGGCUUUAAGUGGGCGAUUGCAACAGAUCGCUGAAGUAUUGUCCGUUCAGCAACGAAAUGGUAAGAUGUUAUUUCAACAAUUACAAUUUGAGUAUUUCUGCGCCUUAUCAGCAUGA
Messenger RNA from Anisakis simplex (herring worm), 540 nucleotides. The record is from the annotation of a GenBank genome assembly. NCBI's taxonomy places the organism in Eukaryota, Metazoa, Nematoda, Chromadorea, Rhabditida, Anisakidae.